AUGAUGUUAGAGUUAGCGGUGGUGGAGCUCAAGCUGCGUAUACACUGCAAAGCCUGCGAGAAGGAUGUUCGCAAAGCCCUAUGCAAGAUCAAAGGGGUACGGUGCGUGGACAUAGAUGUGGCAUUGAACAAGAUCACAGUUCUGGGGUAUAUGGAUCAAAAGCACAUUCUCAAAGCUCUGCGCAAGACUGGAAGGAGACCCUUUCUAUGGCCGCCCAGGCCACCUCCUACUCCGACUCCUACUACUACGCCUUAUUCUCCCUUUCGUUGCUUUCUUCCCACUUGUCGUCUUGGCUUCUCGGACUAAAUCAAAUCAAUCUCCUCUUGCAGCCAUGACCCACUUUUUCUAUCACUCUAAUAUCACUCUUAACUUACACAAAUGUUGUCAUAUCAAACACCUCCUCUCCCGCUGCUUUCACCAUUCCCAGUUCCCAAACACCUUUGAUGUCACUGUUCUUCCCUCGCUUAUCAAGGCCUCGCAGUCACAGCAGUAUGCUCUUCAGCUUCACUGCCUUGCCCUCAAGUCAGGCUCCUCUUCAGACGCAGUUGUUUCCAAUUCUCUCAUUUCCGUGUACGCCAAAUCUUCCAAUCUUCGGGCAGCGCGGCAGGUGUUUGAUACAAUGCCUUACAGAGAUACCAUCACAUGGAAUUCCAUCAUUAAUUGUUAUAUACAAAAUGGGCAUCCUUCCGAAGCCUUGCAAAUGCUGAAGCAAAUGUAUUUCUAUGGUUUUGUGCCCAAGCCGGAGUUGCUUGCCUGCAUUGUAUCGGUUUGUGCUCGGUCACGACGGUUGAGACUUGGAAGGGAAAUUCAUGCUCUUGUUGUCACUGACGGAAGGAUUCAGGAGGAGUCUGUGUUCUUGUCGACAGCUCUGCUUGAUUUGUAUUUCAAGUGUCACUGCUCCACCAUGGCUUUACAUGUUUUUGAUAGAAUGGCUGUGAAGAAUGAAGUUUCUUGGUCCUCUAUGAUUUCGGGAUGUGCUGCCGCUCAUAACUAUGAUAUGGCAAUGUACUGCUUCAGAGCAAUGCAGGUUGAAGGGGUGAAACCAAACCGAGUAACGCUUAUAGCCAUUUUACCAGUUUGUGCCCACUUAGGCUGCAUAAAACAUGGGAAAGAGAUUCAUGGAUAUGCGGUUCGUCGUGGAUUUCAUUCAGAUCCUCACUGCUCAGCAGCUCUCAUGCACAUGUAUUGCACGAGCAAAGAAACAUCCCCUGCUGCCAAACUCAUUUUUGAGAGAUCAACUGUUAGAGAUGUUGUAAUGUGGAGUUCAAUCAUCGCCAGCUAUGCUCGGCACGGUAAUAAAGCCAAGGCUAUAAAGCUCUUCAACCUGAUGCAGGAAGAGGGAAUCGAACCAAACUCCAUAACUCUAUUGGCAGUAAUUUCCGCCUGCACUUCUCUAGACCUCGCUGGUGGAAUCCAUUGCUAUACCUUAAAAUCUGGGGUAACCUUUGACAUUUCCAUAGGGAAUGCUCUUAUAAACAUGUAUGCAAAGUGCGGUUGUGUAGAGGCUGCUCGUCGAGUUUUCAUGGAGAUACCAAUUAAAGACUCCAUUUCAUGGAGCACACUAAUAGAUGGUUAUGGGGUUCACGGGCGUGGUGAACAAGCUCUUGAAUUGUUUCAUGAAAUGGAAAAGGCAGGGGUGGAGGCAGACCAAGUGACUUUCCUUUCGGUUUUAUCUGCUUGCAACCACGCCGGCCUUGUCGAAGAGGGACAGGAGAUCUUCCAUCGUUUGAUGAAAGGUAGUGAUGAAAUACCAUUGACAAUGGAGCACUAUGCUUGCUACAUUGAUCUUCUUGGGAGGGCAGGGAAGAUUGAAGAUGCUUGUAAGGUUGUGAGAGCAAUACCAGUGGAAGCAAGUCCCAGAAUUUGGACUUCUUUGAUAUCAUGCUGUAAACUCCAUGGAAGAAUGGAAGUAGCAGAGGUGUUAGCACAGCAGUUGGUUGAAUCAGAGCCUGAGAAUGCUGCUAACCACACUUUGCUGAGUAUGGUUUAUGCUGAAACCGGCAAUUGGCGCGGCGUGGAAGAGGUGAGAAGAGCCAUGCAAGUGAAAAGACUACAGAAAUGCCAAGGCUUGAGUCAAAUUCAGCUUGAAAAUUAGAACUUUCCAUUGUGACAAGGUGUAAUAUAUUGUCUUAUCUUGUCAUUUCAUUGAUUCAUGAAAUGACAAUGUGUAACCACAACACUGACCAAAUCUCAAAUACUAAAUUAACAAGCUUUUUCUGUUACAGAUGAUUGUUUAUCCACACAGAUCAGCUUUGACAAAGACAAAAUAUUAAUCUGUCUCCAAUUUGUUA
Messenger RNA from Humulus lupulus (European hop), 2291 nucleotides. RefSeq names its product pentatricopeptide repeat-containing protein At4g31070, mitochondrial. Gene Ontology annotation, molecular function: RNA binding; protein binding. Gene Ontology annotation, biological process: RNA modification. Lineage: Eukaryota; Viridiplantae; Streptophyta; Magnoliopsida; Rosales; Cannabaceae. The transcript is spliced from 2 exons. The coding region runs from base 332 to 2095 and encodes 587 amino acids. The record is from RefSeq and is a predicted model, not a curated record.